UCUUAGCGACAGAGGGGAAGGACCCCAUCAUCUGUGAUGUCUAAACAUUCGGGGUGAAAAUAACACGAAUUGGCCGCUUUUCUGGUGCGCUAGACCAAGAUCGGAGCACACCCUUGGGCCGCGGGCAUCGCAGCCACCCUCAGGACUCGACUGGCGAGCGGACAGCGUCCGGCGGACGCGACUCGAGCGUCAAAUGGCCGUGUGAAGUGGGAAGAAAUAACCGGGAUCUAAAAUGCUGGCCUGUCCUUUGUUGGUCAACGAGGAAACGCCAGAGCCGCUUUCGGAAAUCUGCCUCAAGUACAUUUGCGCUUGUCUGGACACGAUCAGCUAUGCAGAUUCGUCGGACCCUUCGAUGCACCACCUCCUUCCCGGAGUGGUCAUGCCCAAUGAGAUUUGCGAGCGACUCUUGCAGGUAUAUCAACAAGAGGGCAACAUGGUGGACGAUGGCUUUGCAAACCUCUUCAUCAACUCGGUGUGCAUGCCGCUGAAGCGGCUCAAGUUGCGCAGCUCGCCCCUGAGCAACGAAGGCUUGAAGCGGCUGCUCGUUGCCCACCGCUUCACCGAGCUGGACCUGCACAUCUGCAAAAAGCUGUCCGACGACUGUCUCGAGACCCUCAACGUGACCAGCGACCAGUUGUUGUCAUUGACCGUCGGACAGGAAACUGAAAUCUUUCCUCCGGACCUCAGUGAAGUCAUCAUCACCAUGUCUGAGCCGAGCAACGUCUACAAGGCGAGGGGCUUCAUCCUCAGGGCGCCAAAGCUCCGACGGCUCUGCAUCAGGACGCUGAAACGAGAAAGGGUCUACUUCAUGACGUUGUUACGUCCUUUGAAAAGUCUGACCCACUUAGACCUGUCGAGCUGCGAAGGUUUGGGCCAACUCGAUUACCUGGAGGAAAUCAGCAACCUGAUGUCGCUUGUGUUGUACAACGUGCAAAAAAUCCAGCCCAUGAUUCCAGCUAUUUGCAAGAUCAAAUCGUUAAGGCAUUUAGACAUUUCACAAGCGCUGGAGAGGAAUGGCAAGUUCAAAGAUGAGAACCAAGCUCUGAUGCAACUCGUCCAGAAUCUGCCCAAUUUGGAAUCUCUUGACAUCUCGGGCACAAAUCUGGCAGGAACAGGUGCGGCAGUGAUGCAAGAUGACACAUCGGUUGGUGUUUCUGACAUCCCUGGACUGAAGAUUAGAGCAUUCAAACCUCUCGAGUUUCUCGGCUUGUACGGAACAAUGCAUGGUGCUUGUCACAGACAUGAUAUUCCUGCUAAAAGAAUAUCUGGAGAUGCUAAUGAGGAACAGAUUUUGACUGCCGCGGCUGCGUAUUUGGACCGGCCGGACAUUUUGCAGAAAGUGCUGAACGAUUUGUAUCACCUCUUCAGAUUCGAAUCCUGUCGAGACUUGAACAUGGCCUUAACUCUAGUCCUGGGAGCAAUGGAUAGACACAGAACGGAGAAGCACAUUCAAAUUUCCGGGAGUGCCACUUUGUUCUACAUCGUGAAAGGGAAGGAGAAGCAAGUGUUUGUUCCGCAUAUCAAAAAACGGAUUGUUAGUACCUUACUGAAUGCAAUGGGUUCUCACAGAGAUGACGACACCAUGAUGCGAAAUGGCUGUCUCACUUUAUGCCAAUUCAAAAUACCUCAGGAUGUGCUGUUUGAGUACCAGCGUCUAGUAGAAAUUCUCCUCCACAUCGUUUCGGACAUGGAGCAAGAAGGGUUUGUCCAGCGAAUUGGAAUUUACCUCCUCAACAGUCUGGCAUGUCAGGUGGACGGAACUCAAAAGCAGCUGCUCGGAGAUAUGGGCGCCAUGGAUAGAAUGCUGAAAAUAAUCGAGGAUAGGCUUCAGCGGCGGGUUUGUGAUGAUGUGUUGGAAGUGGCCUGGUCCACAAUGUGGAACGUAACUGACGAGACUGCAGUCAACUGCCAGCGAUUCCUCGAGGGCGGGGGCAUGAAUCUAUUCCUCAAAUGUCUCAACACCUUCCAAGAAAAGGAGGAACUGCUGAGAAACAUGAUGGGUCUCCUAGGAAACGUUGCUGAGGUCAAACACUUGCGGCCCAAACUUAUGACCAGUGAAUUUGUUAUUGUUUUUGCCAACCUUUUGGAGUCAAAUAGUGAUGGAAUUGAGGUAAGCUAUAAUGCAGCUGGUGUUCUUUCGCACAUGGCAUCAGAUGGUGCCGACAAAUGGACAAUGAGCACCCCUCGCAGACAAGAUGUGCUCAAGGGGAUGGUUGAUGCCGUAGAAAAGUGGGACUUGAAGACAGAAAGAAAUAUUAAUUACAGAUCCUUCGAACCUAUUUUGCACCUUGUCAAUGUUUACCACACGCCAGAAUGCCAGCAUUGGGCUGUCUGGGCACUAGCCAAUUUAACCGAAGUCUAUGCAAAUAAAUAUUGCCAAUUGGUGAUCGAAGAGGGUGGUAUCCAGCUGCUUGCGGCCUUGUUGGCACACGAGGCUCCGUACCCAAGGAUAAAAGACCUGGCAAGAAGAGUGAUCGUCAAGUGUCGGGAACAGUUCCCAAACAGCGCCGUGUUUGCAUGCUUGCCAAAAUUUUUAAUGCAGCCAACUGACAAAUAGGCUGCCUCCACCAAGCGUGUAGAGCAGUGAAUGAAAUUGAAAUAAUUAAUAUAUAUUCGUCACAGAGAGUUUUCAAAAUGUGAUAUUAAAGUGUUAAUUUGAGAGCACAAUUCUAAAAAAAAGCAAAGUAGAGAUCGGAACACCAUGUAAAAAUUGUUGAAAUUGGCUUGUUAACCCAACAAAUAUUGAAGCAGCUCUUGUUCCUUCCCCCGAUAACUCAGAAAUUUAUUCAGAUCAAUGCUUUGAAUUCUCCACCACUACGUGAGAUAUAUAUAUUUUUUGUUGGUUACUUUUUAAGUGCUAUAUUUGUACAAGUGGUAGGAGUCUGUGAAUGGAUGUUCAAGAUAAUUAAGUUUGCUAGUGCCGCCAAAGUAUGCACGCCUUGGUUGGCAUUUUUCAGAGGGAAAUUUUUGCAGCACCGGAUUUAGUUUAUUUUCCGAUCAGGCUGUUUGGUUUUUUUUUUCACAUAACUCGUCAUAAGAUUGACAUUUUUCAAAUUUUGUUUCUAAAUUAUGUGUGUGCAGAAUUCCCUCAUGUCUACAAGGAACCAUAUUAUAUAGUUCUUACCACCCCUCAGCUUCAGAACAUGCUCUUCAAGUCUUAAUAAAUAAAUUUUAAUAAAAAAAAUG
Messenger RNA from Neocloeon triangulifer, 3186 nucleotides. Its product is annotated as protein zer-1 homolog. Gene Ontology annotation, molecular function: protein binding. Bases 233 to 2557 code for a protein of 774 amino acids. The transcript has 14 exons. Gene Ontology annotation, cellular component: Cul2-RING ubiquitin ligase complex. The record is from RefSeq and is a predicted model, not a curated record. Lineage: Eukaryota; Metazoa; Arthropoda; Insecta; Ephemeroptera; Baetidae.